AGCUGAGCAAAUACCAGUCGCUGUGUACUUCUAGUGUAAUCGCGGCAGGCACAGCUAGUAGAUUGAAGAUCGUCUCGCACUCUAUGGUGUUGCGGGCCUAUGAGGAGUAGAAGAAAGUGAAAGGACUGAAGUCGUAAAAGGGGGGGAGACGUGGACCCAGGAUUGCAUGAACGUUUAACUCGACUCAUGCUUUACAUUUUCAGCAUCAUGCUGGCACUUUUUAGUGCGUUGUAGAAAUAUUAAUGGCAAAAGAAAUGGCUUUUGUGACUUGUACUUAGUUGCCAUUACGACUGUUUUUUUCUUUUUCUUUUUGCUUAUCGUGGUGUGUUCAUUUAAAGUAAAUUCUGACUGGACUGAAAGCCGCGUUUUCCUCAGUUUGUUGGGACGAUCGGUGUACUAAGUUAACAAGUGGCUAACGGCGAGCGCGGCAGCAGGCUCGUGGACACGUUUUAUGUCAUGGAGAGCAAAUAAGUUAUGAGGAGUUUAAUUCAUUGAGCUCACAAAUGCAGUGAAGGGAGCUCGCAUGCUUCCGGGUUUCGCGAGAUUGGUGUGCGGCGGAUGAUGAAAAAGCGGAUGGUUUGGCUAAUUACUGGAAUAAACAGGAGAAUGAUGAAGCUGCUGAUUGCCCUCGCCUUGAUCGCUUAUGUUGCCUCUGUUUGGGGAACCUAUGCCAAUAUGAGAUCAUUGCAUGAAAAUGGAGAACUGAAGAUUGAAAAGAAAAUUGAAGAGGUAAUUGCACCUCUUCGAGAAAAAAUUAGAGAUUUGGAAGUCAGCUUUACACAGAAGUAUCCACCUGUGAAGUUCUUAUCCGAAAAAGAUCGCAAGCGAAUUCUGAUAACUGGAGGAGCAGGGUUUGUUGGCUCACAUUUGGCUGAUAAACUCAUGAUGGAUGGCCAUGAAGUAACAGUAGUAGACAACUUUUUCACUGGAAGAAAGAGAAAUGUAGAACAUUGGAUUGGUCAUGAAAAUUUUGAGCUGAUAAAUCAUGAUGUUGUGGAACCACUCUAUAUUGAAGUGGAUCAGAUCUAUCAUUUGGCUUCUCCUGCAUCACCACCAAAUUAUAUGUACAACCCUAUUAAGACAUUGAAGACAAAUACCAUUGGAACGUUAAACAUGUUGGGUUUAGCAAAACGUGUGGGAGCCCGACUUCUGUUAGCAUCUACUUCAGAAGUAUAUGGAGAUCCAGAGGUGCAUCCUCAGAGUGAAGAUUAUUGGGGUCACGUUAAUCCAAUUGGCCCCAGAGCAUGCUAUGAUGAAGGCAAAAGAGUUGCUGAAACCAUGUGUUAUGCUUAUAUGAAACAGGAGGGAGUGGAGGUGCGAGUUGCAAGAAUAUUUAAUACCUUUGGUCCUCGUAUGCACAUGAAUGAUGGUAGAGUUGUAAGCAAUUUCAUCCUUCAGGCCCUACAAGGAGAAGCUCUUACUGUUUAUGGCUCUGGAUCCCAAACAAGGGCUUUCCAGUAUGUUAGUGAUCUUGUGAAUGGACUUGUUGCUUUGAUGAACAGCAAUGUCAGCAGUCCAGUAAAUCUGGGCAAUCCAGAAGAACACACCAUAUUAGAAUUUGCCAAAUUAAUCAAAAAUCUUGUUGGCAGCAGAAGUCAAAUUCAGUUUCUUCAGGAAGCACAGGAUGACCCUCAACGAAGAAAGCCAGACAUCAGAAAGGCCAAAAUGCUGUUAGGAUGGGAUCCUGUGGUUCCAUUGGAGGAAGGUCUGAAUAAAACAAUCCAUUACUUUGGUAGAGAACUGGAGUACCAGGCAAAUAACCAGUAUAUCCCCAAACCAAAACCUGCCAGGAUAAAAAAAGGCCGAUCGAGGCACAAUUUAUGAGCCAAGAAUGGAACGUUGAACUCACUUUUAAAGCUACCGGGAUAUGGCAAAUAUUUUCCCUCAGUUUCUCUUUUUGUGAAGAAUAAAUUGGACAGCUCUAUUCAAUUCAGCUUGCUUUACAAACAUGGAUGUGCCUAAAAUGCCUUGCACUUUUUAAUAUGUCUUUUAUUUAAAAAUAAUUGUAGCAAAAAACGAAAAUCCAGUUUUUUGAAGUUUUCUAUUUUUCACUUAAUUUCAUGUUCAGACAUUUUGGAGAAAGUGGUCUUAAUUUAGUUUCUACGUAAGUGCAGAAGGAGAGCGUUGUGUCUUAUGUUUUUAUUUAAAACCGUAUGUAUGAAAACCUUCUUUGUGGCUUCCCUAAGCACUCCGAGGCUUUAACUGAACAACUGGUAUUGUCAUUUGUGUGUUCACUGACAUUGAUUUGUAUAGCUAGAACUCUUCUUUCCCUCUAAGCCAUCUCUGAAUAUUUGUAAAGCUGCCAUUUUUAUAAAUGAGCUUGAGACAUAAGUGAGUAUGUGCGUGUGCACAAGUGUGUGGUGUGUUUUUAUAUAUAUAUAUAUAAAAUAUAUAUAUAUAUUACUGUAUAUAAAGAGAAGGAGAUUUCUCUCUUUUUCACUUUGUAUUCUUGGGCAAGGUGGCUUUGAAUUACUGUUUUAAACUAUGUGAGCUCUGGGAAAGAAUUGACUGUAUCAUAAGCCACCAUGGAUUGAUUGAUAUGUUAUUUUAAUAAAAUUUUGAUAAAAGUUA
This is a messenger RNA of Polypterus senegalus (gray bichir), 2571 nucleotides long. RefSeq names its product UDP-glucuronate decarboxylase 1 (gene uxs1). Gene Ontology annotation, biological process: D-xylose metabolic process. Gene Ontology annotation, molecular function: NAD+ binding; UDP-glucuronate decarboxylase activity. Lineage: Eukaryota; Metazoa; Chordata; Cladistia; Polypteriformes; Polypteridae. The record is from RefSeq and is a predicted model, not a curated record. Gene Ontology annotation, cellular component: cytoplasm. The transcript has 15 exons. The coding region runs from base 559 to 1824 and encodes 421 amino acids.